Molecule: messenger RNA, 729 nt
Organism: Angiostrongylus costaricensis
Lineage: Eukaryota; Metazoa; Nematoda; Chromadorea; Rhabditida; Metastrongylidae
Source: the annotation of a GenBank genome assembly
AUGAUUAAGAAGAUAAAAGCACGUUCGAUUUCAAAUACCCGAAGUGCUCGAACUCGUUAUGAUCCGCGCUUGUUUCGAGAUCCAGAAACGGAUAUUAAGCAGGCUCAUGAACCUCUGGAUGAGAAUGAUGAACGGAACUUUUUGUUUCUGAAAGCGAUGAAGAGCGAUGAGACGCCAGUGUUUUACAGAGAUCACACAGUAGACAAGUUGAUACGGGUGUUCAUGAAAAGCGGUGCGAAGGAAACGGCUAAGAAACAUGUCUAUGCAGCUCUAGAGAUCAUCAAAAGUCGACAAUAUAAAGCAUGGCGGCAAGCUGAUGAGAGCGAGAAGUGCAACAUUGAGUUGGAUCCUUUUGUUAUUGCUAGAAGAGCCAUAGAAAAUUGUCAUCCUCUUAUGAAAUUGCAAGGAGUUACAAGAGGUUCAGUUCUUAAACAAUUCCAUGGUCUUUUCUUGAAGCAUGAGUUUUUACAUAUGCUUACAUACACUACAGGUGGUACAACGUAUCAAGUUCCGUUUCCCAUUGAAAAAGCUGAAGCAGAAUUUCGUGCGAUGAAGAUGAUGCGCGACAUAUGUCGACAAAAGGCUGCGCAUGGAGAAACGCAUUUAAAGGACAUCCUAGCCAACGAAUUGUUGUUAGCCAGUCAGAACGAAGGACUUACGAUACAAGCAAAACAAGAACUACAUAAAACUUGCGAAGCAAAUAGAGCUUAUGCUCAUUAUAGGUCCUAG